Molecule: messenger RNA, 1875 nt
Organism: Ostreococcus tauri
Lineage: Eukaryota; Viridiplantae; Chlorophyta; Mamiellophyceae; Mamiellales; Bathycoccaceae
Product: Mini-chromosome maintenance complex-binding protein
Exons: 1
Coding region: 1-1875 (624 amino acids)
Biological process (GO): DNA-templated DNA replication
Molecular function (GO): chromatin binding
Source: RefSeq, a predicted model, not a curated record
AUGGCGACCAUGGGCGCGGAUGAAGACAUCGACGCGCUCGAACGCGACCCGCUUGGAUUCAUCCAGAGCGCGUUUCAUCGCUCCCUCGCCACGCACGAUGGGUCGCACGCCGUGAGCGACGGCGACAAUGGGGUGCGGGCGAUCGUUUCGAGGCUCGUCGCGAGCGGACGACCGCUGCGAGAGAUCAACGGCGCGGGUGGGAUCGAACGCUCGAGAGAGAACGAGCUCGUGCGGUUCAGGGCGCUGGUGCAAGACAUGUACGAGCCAGAGUAUUACAUCGGCGCGUACGUUCGAGAGGGCGACAGCGAGUGGACAACCACGAAAUAUUGCGAGCACAUAGACGUGAAGGGGACGAUCGCGCAGCGGGCGCUGUUUGAACGAAGGGUUUUGUAUUGCGUACCAGUUCCAGGAGAGCAGCCGUGGGUGGGAGAGGCGGAACGAGUGGACGAGACGGCAGACGAAGAAGGUCCUCGCGGUGAGAAGAGAGAACGAGAAGAAACGAGUAUGGACGUGUGCCCGGACGCGACUCCGGCGCCGAGGAGCGCGGCGAUGUUGAUUAGGCCAGAUCUCGAACGCACAAAAAAGGCGAACGCGGAGGAUCACAUGGCACCGGACACUCCGGAACAGAUUGGCGAAGGUGAAGCUCGCGAGGAGUCUAUCGACCAAUUGUUGAACUUUCCACUCGUUCCAGAGACUCGUUCACCGUGCAUAGUGAAGGUGUACGACGACGACGAUUCGUUGAGACUGAACGACGUUGUCGAGUUCGUCGGCUUGCUGUAUUACUCGCCCGAGCUCACGGCGGCCGAGCGCGAUAAAGAGAUGAAGGAUGACAACGUGUACGCCACGUCGUCAUUCAUCGAAGAGGAUAAUUCGAAAAAUCCCGUUUCGAGCUUAGUGCCACGCUUUCAUGCGUUGGCGUACAAGGUCACGUCCCAGAAUAAAUUCGUAAACUCGUCACCAGUGGAGAGGUUCACUGCAACUGAUUUGGAGACGUCACACGGCUUGACUCCGGAAAAGGUCGCCAUCGCACGCGGUAAGUUGUUGGAUAUGAUUGCAAACGCACUCGGCGGUGACCAUUUCGCCGCUGAGUUGGUGUUAAUGGCUUUGGUUUCUCGAGUGCACACUCGCACGGAUCUGUUGUCUCUGGGAAAAUUUUCGCUCAAUCUCACGGGAUGCAAAGUGGAGUCUUCGGAGGCGGGGACAAUAGCGCACGUUCUUUCGAGCGUGUUGGGUCUCGUGUGUCCGAGCGUGGCGCACCUUCCUUUGACCGUUCCGUCUCUGAACGCGCGCCCUUGGGCACCUAGAAAGGACUACGUGUACAACCGUCUGCGAGCCGGUCCUCUGCAACUGGCAGCGAGCACGGUGCUGCUAUUGGACGAAACCAAGCUGGACUCCGGUACGCUCACGCAGAUUGGUGUCCGGAAUAUUGAAUCGCUGAAAGCGAUCUCCACUGUUCAGGACGUCGAGUAUGAUUUUGAGUAUCACCAGAUGCAAAUGCCCGUCGACAUUCCGCUCAUCAUCUUGUCCGAUAGGAAGAGCAUUAUUCCGACCGACUCGGUCGUGCCGUUACGACGAGUGCGCAAUCCAAAGCUCAUUGAUGCCACCGAAGAGGAACUGACGCUCAUGCGCACCUUCAUCGCCGGGGCUCGAAUGACCAAGCACGUGAUAUCUGAGAAGACUUCCGUCGAAAUCGAAGCCGAAAUUGUCGAAGCUCGCAAGGCGGACGCAGCCAUAACGCAAGAGAGCUUGCACAGGAUGCUCACCAUGACUCGACUUCGCGCGCUUAACUACGGUCAAACGGAGCUCACGACGCAAACGUGGAAGGAAACCAUGGAAAUCAAUCGUCGCGUCGCCGAGAGAGCGCGCGUCGUCUGA